Rhinocladiella mackenziei CBS 650.93 is the source of this 873-nucleotide messenger RNA. RefSeq lists its product as uncharacterized. Bases 1 to 873 code for a protein of 290 amino acids. The record is from RefSeq and is a predicted model, not a curated record. NCBI's taxonomy places the organism in Eukaryota, Fungi, Ascomycota, Eurotiomycetes, Chaetothyriales, Herpotrichiellaceae. The transcript has 3 exons.
AUGGCAUCAUCGAACACGGCACACCUUCUUGCCCAGGCUCAAGUGCCAGCCUUCACAUGUCCUCCAGGCACCAAGAUGCAUUUUCUGGACCUCGGGACGUUGGAAGCCGAUGAGGGAUGGCUACUCCGAGGCUCGAACACGAGCUCUCUGAGCAAUAAAAAUCCCGAGAACAAGCGUCGCGAACUAAUCAUUCUGGCUGCGUUGAUCGAGUAUCCGGGCUUUGGAUGUAUCCUCUUUGAGACGGGCUGUGCAGAGGAUUUGCAAGUUGCCUGGCCGGCUCCGCUUACAGAUGUCUUCCCACGGACCGGCUAUAGUGAUCAGCAAAAACUGCCCAACGCAAUCAAAACCACGGGCAAUGACAUUAAAGACGUGAAAGCGGUCGUGAUUGGACAUCUCCAUUUGGAUCACGCCGGAGGACUGGAGCACUUCAUGGAUACGGGGGUACCUAUCUACGUCCACGAGGAGGAAUUCAAGCAUGCAUGCUGGGCGGUUGGCACACAGGCCGACCUCGGCGUUUACCUUCCUGGUUACAUGAACCUGGAACGUCUGAAAUGGAACACCUUUAGCGAGGAUCAUCUCGACCUCUACCAGGGAGUCACGCUGCACCAUAGCCCAGGGCACACACCCGGGCUUUGUGUGAUGCAGGUCAAUCUCGAGAAGAGCGGGACGUGGAUCUGGACGACGGAUCAGUUCCACAUCGCGGAGAAUUACGAGUUGAGUCACCCGCACGGAUGGUUGGCUCGGGAUCACAACGCCUGGAUCAAGAGUUUGAAAAUGAUCCAACGGCUACAGAGAUUGUUCAAUGCCAAAUUGAUAUUUGGACACGACAAAGACGUUGCGGCGAAGUAUAUGGGGGAGAAGUUCUACGAGUGA